This is a messenger RNA of Heterocephalus glaber (naked mole-rat), 2906 nucleotides long. RefSeq names its product alpha-1,6-mannosylglycoprotein 6-beta-N-acetylglucosaminyltransferase (gene Mgat5). Gene Ontology annotation, biological process: protein N-linked glycosylation. NCBI's taxonomy places the organism in Eukaryota, Metazoa, Chordata, Mammalia, Rodentia, Bathyergidae. Gene Ontology annotation, cellular component: Golgi apparatus. The record is from RefSeq and is a predicted model, not a curated record. Gene Ontology annotation, molecular function: alpha-1,6-mannosylglycoprotein 6-beta-N-acetylglucosaminyltransferase activity.
AGAAUACCUGCCAGUCCUGAGGCAGGAGUGAGGAGAGCUGGAGUUGUGGAAGUUGGUGAGGAAGUGUGGUGGCGGGGAGCUGUGUGGAUUUGGGGGACCAUUGAUCACAGUCUUAUUCAGCAUUGCCUUCUUUUAUCUGAACAAAUGCAUUGACUCAUCUGAUACGUCUGAGGAUGAUCGUGGUCAGGUGUGACAUUUUAAAGCACUUGGCAUAAUGGAAGCAAAGGAAGGAAAUCAGCUGACACAGGAGCCUGAGUGAGACUUGCGCAGAUGCAGCCUACACCAUGAAUUUGAGUUUACCUUCUAGGCGUUGAGAGGCAAGGGCAGGUGAAGUUGCUGGAGAGCAAUGGCUCUCUUUACUCCCUGGAAGUUGUCUUCUCAGAAGCUGGGCUUUUUCCUGGUGACUUUUGGCUUCAUUUGGGGGAUGAUGCUUCUGCAUUUUACCAUCCAGCAGCGAACUCAGCCUGAAAGCAGCUCCAUGUUGCGGGAGCAGAUCCUGGACCUCAGCAAAAGGUACAUCAAGGCAUUGGCAGAAGAAAACAGGAAUGUAGUGGAUGGGCCAUAUGCUGGUGUCAUGACAGCUUAUGAUCUGAAGAAAACUCUUGCUGUGUUAUUGGAUAACAUUUUGCAGCGCAUUGGCAAGCUGGAGUCGAAGGUGGACAAUCUUGUUAUCAAUGGCACAGGAACAAAUUUAACCAACUCCACCACAGCUGUUCCCAGUUUGGUAGCACUUGAGAAGAUUAAUGUGGCAGAUAUCAUUAAUGGAGCUCAAGAAAAAUGUGUAUUGCCUCCUAUGGAUGGCUUCCCCCACUGUGAGGGGAAAAUAAAGUGGAUGAAAGAUAUGUGGCGUUCAGAUCCCUGCUACGCAGACUAUGGAGUGGAUGGGUCCACCUGCUCUUUCUUUAUUUACCUCAGUGAGGUUGAAAAUUGGUGUCCUCAUUUACCUUGGAGAGUAAAAAAUCCCUAUGAAGAAGCUGAUCAUAAUUCAUUGGCAGAAAUUCGUAUGGAUUUUAAUAUUCUCUACAGUAUGAUGAAAAAGCAUGAAGAAUUCCGGUGGAUGAGACUUCGGAUCCGGCGAAUGGCUGAUGCUUGGAUUCAAGCAAUCAAGUCCUUGGCAGAAAAGCAAAAUCUUGAAAAGAGAAAGCGGAAGAAAGUCCUUGUUCACCUGGGACUCCUGACCAAGGAAUCUGGAUUUAAGAUCGCAGAGACUGCAUUCAGUGGUGGCCCUCUUGGUGAAUUAGUUCAGUGGAGUGAUUUAAUUACAUCUCUGUACUUACUGGGCCAUGACAUUAGGAUUUCAGCUUCACUGGCGGAGCUCAAGGAAAUUAUGAAGAAGGUUGUAGGAAACCGGUCUGGCUGCCCAACUAUAGGAGACAGAAUCGUCGAGCUCAUUUAUAUUGAUAUUGUGGGACUUGCUCAGUUCAAGAAAACUCUGGGACCCUCUUGGGUUCAUUACCAGUGCAUGCUCCGAGUCCUGGAUUCAUUUGGUACUGAGCCAGAGUUUAAUCAUGCAAAUUAUGCCCAGUCCAAAGGCCACAAGACCCCCUGGGGAAAAUGGAAUCUGAACCCUCAGCAGUUUUAUACCAUGUUCCCUCACACCCCAGACAACAGCUUUCUGGGCUUUGUGGUCGAGCAGCACCUGAACUCCAGCGACAUCCAUCACAUUAACGAAAUCAAAAGGCAGAACCAGUCCCUUGUGUAUGGCAAAGUGGAUAGCUUCUGGAAGAAUAAGAAGAUCUACCUGGAUAUCAUUCACACUUACAUGGAAGUGCAUGCAACUGUUUAUGGUUCCAGCACAAAGAACAUCCCUAGUUACGUGGAAAACCACGGUAUCCUCAGUGGACGGGACCUACAGUUUCUUCUGCGAGAAACCAAGUUGUUUGUUGGACUUGGGUUUCCUUAUGAGGGCCCAGCUCCCCUGGAGGCUAUUGCAAAUGGAUGUGCUUUUCUGAAUCCCAAGUUCAACCCACCAAAAAGCAGCAAAAACACAGACUUUUUCAUUGGCAAGCCAACCUUAAGAGAGCUGACGUCCCAGCAUCCUUACGCUGAAGUUUUCAUCGGCCGGCCACAUGUCUGGACUGUUGAUCUCAACAGUCAAGAGGAAGUAGAGGAUGCAGUGAAAGCAAUUUUAAAUCAGAAGAUUGAGCCGUACAUGCCAUAUGAAUUCACCUGUGAGGGGAUGCUACAGAGGAUCAACGCAUUCAUCGAGAAGCAGGACUUCUGCCAUGGGCAAGUGAUGUGGCCUCCGCUGAGUGCCCUGCAGGUGAAGCUUGCCGAGCCUGGGCAGUCCUGCAAGCAGGUGUGCCAGGAGAGCCAGCUCAUCUGCGAGCCGUCCUUCUUCCAGCACCUCAAUAAGGUCAAGGACCUGCUGAAGUACGAGGUGAUCUGCCAGAGCUCAGAGCAGGCCAAGGACAUCCUGGUGCCCUCCAUCGACCCCCAGAGCAAGCACUGUGUGUUCCAAGGGGACCUCCUGCUCUUCAGCUGUGCAGGGGCCAACCCGAGGCACCAGAGGAUCUGCCCCUGCCGGGACUACAUCAAGGGCCAGGUGGCCCUCUGCAAAGACUGCCUAUAGCAGCCCUGGCUCUCCUCUGCUCGCACUGUGCUGGGGAAGACAGCAGCUCUGCCAGGCAGGGCCAGGGGCAGAAGUCAUUCCAGGACUCUAGCCAGAGCCCGGACUUCUUGGUUGAAGGUUUUGCUCGGUGCUUCUCCUGCUGCUGCUGCAGUCAGUGCAUCUCAGGGGAGUUGUCACCAAAACAAAACGAGAGCAUUUGUCAGGCCAGGAGCCUGGCUUCUCCCUGGUACAACAGGCUUCAUUUCUACUUUGUGCGGAGCAACUGCAGAGAGACUGUCAAAGCAGCUGUUCCAGGGUAAAAAAAAAAAAAAAGAUAAAAACGUUUCAAGAUUCA